Penicillium canescens is the source of this 3348-nucleotide messenger RNA. Its product is annotated as DEAD/DEAH box helicase. The record is from RefSeq and is a predicted model, not a curated record. Gene Ontology annotation, cellular component: nucleus. The coding region runs from base 1 to 3348 and encodes 1115 amino acids. Lineage: Eukaryota; Fungi; Ascomycota; Eurotiomycetes; Eurotiales; Aspergillaceae. Gene Ontology annotation, molecular function: ATP binding; ATP-dependent chromatin remodeler activity; DNA binding. The transcript has a single exon.
AUGGACUCUGUUCCUGACAUUCCCCACAAGACACCCUCUCCCGACCCCGAGUACGAAACUAUAGCCACUCUCCCUGUCGCAACCCCAUCGCAGCGCUUAACACAACCGACCCAACUCGUCGACAAUCCCUACUCGCGGAAUACUGUUAUCCAAGUCGCCGCUUCUUCGCCUACCGGUCCUGCGUCUUCCCCACCUCGAAGACCUCAAGGAGGUUUGCUCUCGUCUCUCAUUGCCCCUUCGGGAACUCAGUUCCGCCCUCCUUCCGCAGGACCUGCCAAAAGAAAGCCGGUGUUCGAUCUUGACGACGGUCCAACGUAUCGAGGCGGCUCGUCUGAAGACGAGCAACCCCUUCGCAGUACAGAUAUCAAACCUGCCAUGUUUGAAAAAGCCGUUCGGAGUCCCGAAAAAGAAAAAGUCAUGGAGUCCCCUGUCCGUCCCGACGCCGGUCCAAUGGAUCGAUUCCGUGAAAUUACUGCCUCCGCAAUGUACGAUCCCAAAUCUGCUCCUAUGAAACGCUCCGCAGACUAUAUGAGCGACUUCAAUCCCAAGGGCGUCGCUAUGAAGAGAAUUCGACAGGAUGCACCCUCCCGCGCACAGCCCGUCCCCCUUGUACCAACCCCCGAUAUCACUUUUAUCCAAGAUUACAGAUUGCGCAUCAAGGUCGAGCGCAUUCUCAAGAUAAUGCCUCUUAUACCCGUGCAAACAAUUAUCAAUGCUGUUGUUCAAGCCAAUGGCCAUUACGACGACGCCCUCAAAAUUCUGGGCGAUAGUGCCCAGGCGAAUGGUGUCCAGACCGUGGAGAUUGAAUCAUCGGAAGACGAAUUGGCCUCGCCAGCAACUACAGGUCCGGUCCCCGUGGCCAAGCAGAAGAUCAAGGCCCGUGGGACUAUCCAGGACAAGUGGGCCGCCAUGAAUCUGCCCGCCACCAAGACUCAGGACUCCGACGAAGAGAAUAAGCCCAAGCGCCGCCUCGUCCGCGGUCCCAAGUCCUCCCGCACUGCCUCUCCGGCUCGCCCCAUGAUAAUUGACUCCGAUGACAGUCCGCCAAAGAAGAAGCUUGGCCGUCUCCAGAAGGGCCGCAAGAUGGCUUCGCCUCGCUCAGAAUCCCCCGAGGCUAUGAUGAGUGAUUCGGAUGAUUCAGAUGUUCAGAUGCAGGAACCCACCGCUGGCGGACUGGAUUCCAAGGUCCUGAAGUUUUUCAACACUUGCGCGGUCCGUGAUCUGGCUGAUAUUGCUGCAAUUCCCGAGGAACAGGCCCAGAUUAUCAUAAAGAACCGUCCCUUCCAGUCCCUAGAUGAUGUUCGUGUUGUUUCUGCUCCUGUUCCCGAGACCAGCAAGCCCAAGGGCAAGCGGGGUGGCAAAGCCCCCAAGCCAAUUGGUGAGAAGAUUGUCGACAAGUGUGUUGACAUGUGGACUGGUUAUAUGGCCAUUGAUGCGCUUGUUGCUGAGGUCGAGGCAAUCGGUGAGCCCAUCACCGCGGAAAUGAAGAAAUGGGGUGUCGAUAUGUUCGGCAAGAAGGACGGUGAGCUUGAGCUCACUAAGAUUCCCAACACCAAGGCACACGAUUCGGGCAUCGCGACCCCUUUGUCCGAUCGCCAAUCACCUGACGAGGACGAGGAUUCGCUCGUCCCGAUGCGCAAGUCCCGGUUUAUCGGUCAGCCUGCCAUCAUGGCAGAUGACCUUGAAAUGAAGGAUUACCAAGUGGUGGGAAUCAAUUGGUUAUCACUUCUCUUUGAGCAGGAACUGAGCUGUAUCCUGGCUGAUGACAUGGGUCUGGGUAAGACUUGCCAGGUCAUUGCCUUCCUGGCUCACCUCUUUGAGAAGGGCAUCAAGGGGCCUCACCUGAUUGUGGUGCCGUCUUCUACUAUUGAGAAUUGGCUCCGCGAGUUCCAGAAGUUCUGCCCAACUCUCUCGGUCAUGCCUUACUAUGCCGGUAUCAACCAGCGUGCUGAGAUCCGAGAGCAAAUUGAGGACAACCGCGACAACAUCAAUGUUGUCAUUACCACUUACACCAUUGCAAAGGCGAAGGUUGAUGCCAAGUUCCUUCGCGAUGUAGAUUUCACUGUUUGUGUUUACGAUGAGGGUCAUAUGUUGAAGAACCACCAAUCUCAACUUUAUGAAAAGCUCAUUCGCAUUCCUGCCCGCUUCCGACUCCUCUUGACCGGUACGCCUCUUCAAAACAACCUGCAAGAACUCGCUUCUCUUCUCGGUUUUAUCCUACCGUCUGUCUUCCGUGAGCACAAGGAAGACCUCCAGGCAGUCUUUGCGAACAAGGCGAAGACCACCGAUGAGUCCCACGCAACCUUGCUCUCGGCGCAGCGUAUCGAGCGUGCCAAGUCUAUGCUCAAACCAUUCGUCCUCCGCCGUAAGAAGCACCAGGUCAUUGAUCUUCCCGCCAAGCAUUCUCAUGUCGGCUGGUGUGAGAUGAAGUCCUCUCAGAUCGAUAUCUACGAGCACGAAAAAGACCAAGUCCGCCAGCUCCUUGAAGACCGCGCAGCCGGCAAGAAGACAGGCUCGAAGUCUGCCAACAUCCUCAUGAAGCUCCGUCAAGCAGCCAUUCACCCUCUCCUCGCUCGCCGUCACUACACCGACGAGAUCCUCCAGAAAAUGUCCAAGGCUUGUCUCAAGGAAGACAAGUGGUCGCUCUCAGACCCGAAAGUCAUCCUCGAAGAACUCCUCCCCUACAACGACUUCGAAUGCCACCACAUGUGCGUGGAGAACCCAGGCUCCCUCGGCAAAUUCAAGCUCAAGAACGACGAAUGGAUGGACUCCGGAAAAGUCGAACAGCUCCGCGAACUCCUAACCCGUUUCAUCGCCAACGGGGACCGAACUCUAAUCUUCUCCCAAUUCACAAUGGUCAUGGACAUCCUCGAGCACGUCCUCGAAACCCUCAAGAUCGAAUUCGUUCGCCUGGACGGCCGCACCAACGUCGAAGACCGCCAGUCUAUCCUCGACGCCUUCCACGAACGCGAGGAAAUCCCCGUCUUCCUCCUCUCCACCAAGGCCGGUGGUGCCGGUAUUAACUUGGCCUGCGCUAACCGCGUCAUCAUCUUCGAUUCUUCCUUCAACCCGCAGGAAGAUGUCCAGGCUGAGAACCGCGCUCAUCGUGUUGGUCAGACUCGCGAGGUCGAGAUUUACCGCCUUGUUACUCGUGGCACUAUCGAAGAGCAGAUUUAUUCUCUCGGUCAGACCAAGCUGGCGCUUGAUCAGGCUGUUGCUGGUGAAGAUGAGGCUGUUGCGAAGAAGGGCGAGGAGGCCGGUAUGAAGGUUGUUGAAGGGAUGAUGAUGGCUGAGCUUCAGUCAAAUGCCAAUGGCUCUAAGGAGAAGGAGAAGGAGGCAGAGGAGUAA